AUGUCAGAUCCUGAGUGCGCGCGCCGAGAGAGGCAGAUUGACUGUGAGAACCAUGCGGGAUCAUGCGCAAUUACCACCUACGAGACUUAUGGGCGCAUUUCGGAAACAAACAGACCCACCAGUACUGCUACCGAAGGAUCCAUGUGGCGAUUGCACACGAGCCUGCACGAGUAUUAUUGGGCCUGCUUGUUGUCGGACGAAGCUGAUCGCGAGUGCGUGGAAGCCCUUGCCUAUAUACUCCGAGCUGAGCGCGACCAACGCCGCCAGUUACAAACAACUCGCAUCAGUGAAAUUAGACGGCAAUUGGGAGGCGGGUCUACACCUCCACCUCCACUACCAAAGCAAACCCCGAAGCGAGGGCAAGACGACAAUGACGCGGGGCCAAACCAGAAAAGAUCCAAGCAGGCACAACAGACCGAGGUUAUCGAUUUGGUGGGCUCUGAUAGCGACGAAGCUAACCUCCCAGCGCCAAUUCAGAUUGUACCGCAACAUGACGCUCAUAAUGAUGAGGCUGACGUCGCACUGAAAGAAGAGAAACAGGAAGAGUGUUGA
Phytophthora nicotianae INRA-310 is the source of this 552-nucleotide messenger RNA. RefSeq lists its product as hypothetical. Bases 1 to 552 code for a protein of 183 amino acids. NCBI's taxonomy places the organism in Eukaryota, Oomycota, Peronosporomycetes, Peronosporales, Peronosporaceae. The transcript has a single exon. The record is from RefSeq and is a predicted model, not a curated record.